Molecule: messenger RNA, 254 nt
Organism: Linum tenue
Lineage: Eukaryota; Viridiplantae; Streptophyta; Magnoliopsida; Malpighiales; Linaceae
Source: the annotation of a GenBank genome assembly
CCCACGCAUCGCCUACUUAAACGGCCCGCUGUUCCUUUUCUCUGCUACUCCAGUUGCCUUCGUCCUCAAACUAAUCGACGGCUGUUUCUUUUUGGUCUCUGCAAUCUUCUCCGGUUCUUUCUCAGUUCCUAUCACUUGUCAAUCGCAGGAAGAUGGGUAGUUCCGGCGCGAACACAUUUAAGCUGGCGGAUCAUCCGAAGCUGCCGAAGGGGAAGACGAUAGCCCUGAUUGUUUUGGAUGGAUGGGGUGAGGCU